Rubroshorea leprosula is the source of this 917-nucleotide messenger RNA. Lineage: Eukaryota; Viridiplantae; Streptophyta; Magnoliopsida; Malvales; Dipterocarpaceae. The record is from the annotation of a GenBank genome assembly.
CACCACCCCUUCAUUACUCCCAUCAAUAAUCCUAAGAUCCACCGGACAAUCCUCGUUCAAGUCAGUGGCGCAUCCGGUGGACGAGCAGCUCCCUCCGGUCCCGCCGUGUGAGGCCCCCAUCAUUGGCAGAUUAUAGCCGCUCACAAGACUGACCUCGUAAAAAUCAAGCUCUCCUGCACCGUUAAGUGUGAAUUUGGCCAGGGUGGUGUAAUUGCACCAAAUCAGAAGUCUUCUUCAGUCCGCAUCUUUAUUUCGGAUGUACCUUCAAAGCCCCAAGGCGAGUCAUCGAGAUAGACACUUCUAUGCUUAAAUCAGCAAUAAUCAAGCUAUUUUUAGAGUGGAGAUAAAAGAAGCUUAAGGUUGGUUUCAAUUACCUUUCUGAGGCGGUCCCUAAGAGUAUUUGUAAGCCUUUGUGAGAUAUCCACGUGACUUGUUUAGCAAGAUAAUCGGAGAGUAACGUGUUCCUUAAGAAAUAAAGUGACGUGUUUUUUAAGGAGAUAAAUUUGGGAUGGAGAAAUUAAGAGAUAUUCUGGCGUGGGCAUGCUCACCGUGGCAGGAGGAACAGGGGCACCACGGGAUGGUGCCAUAGUGGAAGAGGCAAAAUCUCCAGUGAGACCAGAGACUUUACCGGAGGAAUCUUGGGUGCAGAGAGUCCGUCCCCAUAAACUGGCUGACCAGGAUGUUGAGACAGAAAGGGAUAUGGAUUCCCCUGGGGGGAGAGGAAAACCUGUGGUGGACAAAUGUGGUGUUACGGCACCAGAGAGAAUCCCCAGCCAAACUGGAUUGCUGCACUUGUUCCUGAUUGUAAACUUUGAUGAAUAAACACCUGUACAAUGUAAAACAAUUGAACUCAGGAUUCGAAGAACUCUGCAAUAACUAAGUUGGUGAAACACAUGAUAUAAAAAGAUUAAUUUAAA